Messenger RNA from Abrus precatorius (Indian licorice), 270 nucleotides. RefSeq lists its product as uncharacterized. The coding region runs from base 1 to 270 and encodes 89 amino acids. The transcript has 3 exons. The record is from RefSeq and is a predicted model, not a curated record. Lineage: Eukaryota; Viridiplantae; Streptophyta; Magnoliopsida; Fabales; Fabaceae.
AUGGCCAAUCGAUGGCUUAGGCCUGAGGUAUACCCAUUGUUCGCGGCUGUUGGAGUUGCCGUCGGAAUAUGUGGUUUGCAGUUGGUUCGUAAUAUCUGCAUCAAUCCUGAUGUCAGGGUGAGCAAGGAAAACAGAGCCGCAGGGGUUUUGGAUAACUCUGCUGAGGGAGAAAGGUACGCGGAACAUGCUUUGAGGAAGUUUGUACGAAACAAAGAACCAGAGAUUAUGCCCUCCAUCAAUAGCUUCUUCACUGACCAAAGUCGCAACUAA